AUGAGCGGGAUCAUGAAUUACAACGGUUCCGCCAUCGUGGCGAUGGCGGGCGAGAAGUGCGUGGCCAUAGCCGCCGACACGCGUUACGGGAUACGCGAGCUGCAAACUGUGAGUUGUCAGCGGCAGAAGAUCUUCCAGCUUACCAACAAGACCUUCGUGGGGCUUGCAGGCCUGGCUACCGACGUGCAGACGAUGGCCUCGAAGCUCGAGUUCUCGCUCAAGCUCUUCGAGCUGCGGGAGGAGCGCGUCAUGCAGCCGAAGACGAUCGGGAACAUGAUCUCCCACACGCUGUACCAGUCCCGCUUCGGGCCCUGGCUCACCGAGCCCGUGGUCGCGGGCCUCGACAGCGCGGGGGACCCGUUCAUGUGCGCCUUCGACUUCAUCGGGGCCAUGUCUCAGGCCAAGGAUUUUGUGGUGUCUGGGACCUCGUCGGAGCAGUUGUUCGGCGUCUGCGAGUCCUUCUGGCGGCCGAACAUGGACAAGGACGAGCUCUUCGAGACGAUCUCGCAGUGCCUCCUGUCCGCGGUGGACCGCGACUGCCUGGCUGGCUGGGGCGGCGUCGUUCACGUCAUCACAGAGGACCAGAUCAUCACGAAGAGGCUCAAGGGCCGCAUGGACUGA
Molecule: messenger RNA, 621 nt
Organism: Prorocentrum cordatum
Lineage: Eukaryota; Dinophyceae; Prorocentrales; Prorocentraceae
Source: the annotation of a GenBank genome assembly